Sinocyclocheilus grahami is the source of this 1127-nucleotide messenger RNA. RefSeq names its product gastrula zinc finger protein XlCGF8.2DB-like. The record is from RefSeq and is a predicted model, not a curated record. The coding region runs from base 20 to 1009 and encodes 329 amino acids. The transcript has 2 exons. Gene Ontology annotation, molecular function: DNA-binding transcription factor activity, RNA polymerase II-specific; RNA polymerase II cis-regulatory region sequence-specific DNA binding. NCBI's taxonomy places the organism in Eukaryota, Metazoa, Chordata, Actinopteri, Cypriniformes, Cyprinidae. Gene Ontology annotation, biological process: regulation of transcription by RNA polymerase II.
AUGUGACACUAUUAUAAAGAUGGUGUUUAUUAAAGAGGAGAGUGAAGACCUGAAGAUUGAAGAAGCAUUCAGAGUCAAACAUGAAGAUACUGAGGAACAAACAAAGAUGGAGUUUAUUAAAGAGGAGAGUGAAGACAUGAAGAUUGAAGAAGCAUUCAGAGUCAAACAUGAAGAUACUGAGGAACAAACAGCUCAAAAUACAGCAGUUAGGGUAAGUUAUUUCACCUGCCAACAGUGCGGGAAAAGUUUCACCAGAAAAGACAAUCUUGAAGUCCACAUGAGAGUUCACACUGGAGAGAAACAUCACACAUGUUCUCAAUGUGGAAAAAGUUUUUCAUAUAAACAACACCUCGAUGACCACACGAGAAUUCACACUGGAGAGAAACCUUUCACCUGCCCUCAGUGUGGAAAGAGUUUCACUCAAAAAGGACACCUUAAAAACCACAUGAGAGUUCACACUGGAGUGAAGCCUUUCACCUGCAAACUGUGUGGAAAGAGCUUAAUUCGAAAAUCAAACCUUAACAACCACAUGAGAAUUCACAGUGGAGAGAAACCUUUCGUAUGUUCUCAAUGUGGAAAAAGAUUUACACAAAAACAACACCUCGAUGACCACACGAGAAUUCACACUGGAGAGAAACCUUUCACCUGCCCUCAGUGUGGAAAGAGUUUCACUCAAAAAGGACACCUUAAAAACCACAUGAGAGUUCAUACUGGAGUGAAGCCUUUCACCUGCAAACUGUGUGGAAAGAGCUUAAUUCGAAAAUCAAACCUUAACAACCACAUGAGAAUUCACAGUGGAGAGAAACCUUUCGUAUGUUCUCAAUGUGGAAAAAGUUUUACACAAAAACAACACCUCGAUGACCACACGAGAAUUCACACUGGAGAGAAACCUUUCACCUGCCCUCAGUGUGGAAAGAGUUUCAUACAAAAAGGAAACCUUAAUAAACACAUGAAGAUUCACACUGGAGAGAAGCCGUUCACAUGUGAUGGACGUAAGGUUGCUCUUUAACGUGUACGAUCACAAUAGUGAUUCGUGUUCAGUGUGUCAUGUGAUUAAGUUCAAAUAUGCUUUCGUGCUUUGGCUGGUGCUGAGCCAGAGAUGGACGAGCUUAGCGCUUGUCAUAUCC